Messenger RNA from Diospyros lotus (date-plum), 2877 nucleotides. RefSeq lists its product as uncharacterized. The record is from RefSeq and is a predicted model, not a curated record. Gene Ontology annotation, cellular component: mitochondrial inner membrane. Gene Ontology annotation, molecular function: ribosome binding; calcium ion binding. Lineage: Eukaryota; Viridiplantae; Streptophyta; Magnoliopsida; Ericales; Ebenaceae. Gene Ontology annotation, biological process: intracellular monoatomic cation homeostasis.
CUACACGAAAGUAAAAGAAUCUUACCGCUGUGGCCCCAUGCGAGAGAGCUUGGGUUUUUGGUUUCGGAGAUAAUAUAACUGGCAGUCAAUUAGUCAUGGUUUGUGGAUUGUUCUGGAAAUGCCUUGUUGUUUUGAAGGCCUGAUUUGGCGAUUCGUACAUUUACGUAAAUAUUCCGAUUCUGAUUCCGAUUCCAAUUCCGAUUCCGGUUUCAAUUCUGAAUCUGUCGUGAUUAAGGUUUAAUAUGUGAUUGCAAUUCAAAGUCGUGAAACGCAACAGGAAAAUAGGAUAUGUUGACGCAGCUGCAUGCAAAUUGAGACAGGUGUUUCAUAAUGUCUGCACGAGCAAUAUUGCGAAGGAGGAAAUAUCUAUUCCACUCCCUGAAUCAGCCAACUUCUUUGAUUCGAGGUUUUUCAGGGGUUGAGCAUGGGCAAUCAUCUAAUAAACUUCCCAAUUCUGGGGAUUCGAGAGGGAUUUCUAGUUACCCAUCUGCAGAUAGAGAUCAUGGAAAAGAAGAAGAAAUGCACUCAAGCAAAGGGAAUUUAUUGAUUUUUUCAGCAAGAGGAUUACUCGGGUAUUAUUCUUGUGAAACAACAACUUUGGGAUGUAGGACUGGGAGAACAAUUUUUAGUCCUUCUUUGGGAAUUAGAUGGACACCAGACUGCAUACGGUAUUAUUCUACAGCUGCAGCAGGCCAACAUGAAUUGGGUAGCAAAAAUGACAGAAAUGAAGAAGGGCCUGUUAAACAAAAAAAGGAACCUUCACCAGAGGAGUGUGACCAAGCAGUUGAAGGGUUGAGCUCGGUGAAAGCAAAAGCAAAAGCAAAGCAGUUGCAAGAGUCCCAGAAGGACACUAAAUCAAUUAUAGAGAGAGUGCGGGCCAUGCUCUUAGGGAUAGGUCCUGCUUUGAGAGUUGUUGUUUCUAUGAGCAGGGAGGACUGGGCAAACAAGUUUCGCCACUGGAAGGAUGAGUUUAAAUCUACAAUGCAACAUUAUUGGUUGGGCACAAAGCUCCUCUGGGCUGAUAUUAGGAUAAGCUCGAGAUUGCUGUUAAAACUUGGUAGUGGGAAGAGUCUUUCUAGGAGGGAGAGACAACAACUCACACGCACAACAGCUGAUAUUUUCAGGCUAGUUCCUUUUGCUGUUUUCAUUAUAGUUCCUUUCAUGGAGUUCUUGCUGCCGGUAUUCCUGAAAUUGUUUCCCAACAUGCUGCCGUCAACCUUCCAGGACAAGAUGAAGGAGCAGGAAGCUCUUAAACGGAAGUUAAAUGCAAGGAUAGAGUAUGCAAAGUUUCUUCAGGACACAGUAAAAGAAAUGGCAAAGGAAGUUCAAAACUCACGAAGUGGAGAAAUUAAGAAAACAGCCGAAGAUCUUGAUGAAUUUAUGAACAAGGUUAGAAAGGGUGCUCUUGUUUCCAAUGAGGAAAUUUUAGGCUUUGCCAAGUUGUUUAAUGAUGAGCUCACACUUGAUAAUAUCAGCAGGCCUCGGUUAGUGAAUAUGUGCAAAUAUAUGGGUAUCAACCCUUUUGGUACAGAUGCAUAUUUGCGAUACAUGCUUCGAAAGAAACUACAACAGAUCAAGGAUGAUGACAAGAUGAUCCAAGCAGAGGGAAUGGAAUCCCUUUCUGAACAGGAGCUCCGACAAGCAUGUAGAGAGCGGGGUUUACUUGGGUUGCGUUCAGUUGAAGAAAUGCGGCAGCAGCUGGGGGAUUGGCUAGACCUGUCUCUCAACCAUUCAGUGCCAUCUUCUCUGCUGAUUCUUUCUAGAGCUUUCACUGUAGCAGGUAAAGUCAAGCCAGAAGAAGCGGUUCAAGCUACAUUGUCCUCCCUUCCAGAUGAAGUGGUGGACACUGUAGGGGUGACAGCUUUGCCAUCUGAAGACUCUGUCUCAGAAAGGCGGAGGAAAUUGGAGUUCCUAGAAAUGCAAGAAGAAUUAAUCAAGGAGGAGGAAGAGAAAGAGGAAGAAGAGCAGGCCAGGAUGACAGAAACUGCUGCUAGACAAAAGGACAUUGCCUUGGAAGAGAUGAUUACUGAGACAGCAAAGGACGCACAUGAGUGGGCACAAUCCAAAACUCUAGACAAAAGGGAGCAGCUUUGUGAGCUAAGUCGUGCAUUGGCUGUAUUAGCAUCAGCAUCUUCUGUGAGUAUGGAGCGUGAAGAAUUUUUGAGGCUUGUUAAUAAAGAGAUAGAGCUGUAUAAUAGCUUGGUAGAGAAAGAGGGGACUGAAAAUGCAGCAGAAGCCAAGAAGGCAUACAGAGCUGCCAGGCAGGAGAGCGACCAUACUGUGGAGAAGGCUAUUGGCGACAAAGUUUCUUCAGCACUCAUUGACAGGGUUGAUGCAAUGCUCCAAAAGCUUGAAAAAGAAAUUGAUGAUGUGGACGCCAAGAUUGGUGAUCGUUGGCGGCUGCUUGACAGGGAUUAUGAUGGAAAAGUAACUCAAGAAGAGGUUGCAUCUGCUGCUAUGUACCUGAAGGACACCAUAGGCAAGGAGGGUAUUCAAGUGCUUAUCAGCAGCUUAUCCAAAGAUAGAGAAGGAAAGAUCCUUGUUGAAGACAUUGUCAAAUUAGGCAGUCGUGCUGAAGAUCCUGAUACAACUGAAGCAGGCAAAAUAUAGUGGAAAUACAACAUGUGUUUUUAUCCUCCUUGAACCCCAAUUUUUUUUGGUGAACUCAGUUGUAUGUUUUAACGACAAUCUCGAUUUACCUAAUAGGCGCACAAGCAUAGCUAUCUACCUGAAUGUCUUUGAAGGUAUUGAUUUCAUGUAACAAGCAAGGCAUAAUUCUUUUCCGCGGCAUAAUAUUUGGCUGCAGUUGUUGUUGCUGUGAAAAUCUAUAUAAUAAUGCAACAAAGAGGAAAAAUCAAAGGAAUCAGUGUGUUAAAA